Cicer arietinum (chickpea) is the source of this 1686-nucleotide messenger RNA. RefSeq names its product mogroside I-E synthase. Lineage: Eukaryota; Viridiplantae; Streptophyta; Magnoliopsida; Fabales; Fabaceae. Gene Ontology annotation, molecular function: quercetin 7-O-glucosyltransferase activity; quercetin 3-O-glucosyltransferase activity. The record is from RefSeq and is a predicted model, not a curated record.
GUCAUUAGUUGUCAUGUAAUCUUUGUCGCACGUAAAUUCUACUUCCUUAUAGUUAUGAUCAAUAAAUUGGUCCUUCUUUCUAAUUGAAAAUUUGAAGUGCAAAAGAAAGACAUAACCAACACAAUGCAUUGUUUGUUGUUAUCAUUUCCAGCUCAGGGUCACAUUAGUCCCAUGCUACAAUUCUCUAAGCUUUUAAAAUACCAAGGAGUGAAGGUAACACUAGUCACAACUUUUUUCUUCGCCAAGAACUUGCAAAAACUACCACCCUCCAUUACACUCGAAACCAUUUCUGAUGGUUUCGACAACGGAGGGAUUGGGGAAGCAAAAAAUUUUAAGUUUUAUUUAGAUCACUUUUGGCAAGUAGGUCCACAAAAUCUUGAAAAGCUUAUUGAGAAGCUUGGUACAACAAAUUGCCCUAUUGAUUGUGUUAUUUAUGAUUCAUUUUAUCCUUGGGCUCUUGAUGUUGCUAAGAGAUUUGGAAUUGUUGGUGUUGCUUUUCUCACUCAAAAUAUUGGUAUUCAUAGUAUAUACUAUCAUGCUUAUAUGGGAAAGUUAAGAGUUCCACUUGAUGUGAAAGAGAAUAUUUCACUUCCUAUGCUUCCUCAACUACAAUAUAGGGACAUGCCUUCUUUCUUUCAUACCUAUGAAAAAGAUCCAACUUUUCUUCAUCUUUGUUUGGAUCAGUUUUCUAACAUGGAUAAAGCUGAUUGGAUCCUUUGCAAUUCCUUCUACGAGCUUCACCAAGAGGUGGCUGAUUGGACAAUGAAUAUUUGGCCCAACUUUAGAACCAUAGGGCCUUCCAUACCAUCCAUGUUCUUAGACAAAAGAAUUAAAUAUGAUGAAGAUUAUGGUGCCCCACAAUUCAAAAGUGAAGAAUAUUGCAUGGAAUGGCUAAAUGAUAAGCCAAAAGGGUCAGUGGUUUAUGUUUCUUUUGGUAGUUUGGCAUCACUCAAUGAGGAACAAAUAGAGGAAGUAGCUUGUGGUUUGAAAGAUUGUGAAAAUUACUUCUUAUGGGUAGUUAUUCCCUCUCAAGAGACCAAACUCCCCAAAUAUUUUGAAAAGAAAUCACAAAAGGGUUUGGUUGUGACAUGGUGCUCCCAAUUAAAAGUUCUAGCACAUGAAGCUAUAGGAUGCUUUGUAACACAUUGUGGUUGGAAUUCAACAUUGGAAGCUAUAAGCUUAGGAGUUCCAAUUGUUGCAAUGCCACAAUGGUCAGACCAAACCACCAAUGCAAAGUUUAUUGUUGAUGUUUGGAAAAUUGGAAUUAGGGCUCCUAUUGAUGAGAAACAAAUUGUGAGGAAAGAUAAAUUGAAGGAUUGUAUAUUGGAAAUAAUGGAGGGUGAGAAAGGCAAAGAGAUUAAGAACAAUGCCACACAAUGGAAGAGUUUGGCUGUUCGAGCUUUUGAUGAGGAAGGAAGUUCUCAAAAAAACAUUAUGGAGUUUGUUACUAGCUUGUUUCAUUUACAAGCAAUAGAUAAAUAACCACAAAUUAAUUCUUGAUUUACUCAAUUUAUAUUUGGAUUCUCGUGAACAUCUCACUUUAAAUAAUAAAGUGAAUAAUAUUAAUUAUUGAUAAUCAAAUUAAUAAUUGAUAAUAUGUUCACAUGAAUGACCGGUUAAAAUAUCAAUUAAUUGAUUUAUUCACGUUAGCAACUUUUACUUUAGAGAAGUUAAAUUCACUUAAUA